AGGUAGCGGAAGUGCUGCUACACGUGUUUUCAUAGCGAUGUCUUGCCGCUGGUGUGCUGAGUAGUGGAGCAGUGGAUAGUUCUUUACCCUGAGUUAAUUAGGUUUUCCUGAUCGAAUCAACAUACACGAUGUCGGGUGCCAAAGGCAGAAUGCGACACAAGAAAAUGAGAAAUCAGCCAAGUAACGUGACUUUCUCGCAGAGUCGUGAUGGCACAGGUCGGAGUUCAGAUUCUCGGCAGCAGCACAUGAUGGGGCAGAUAGAGCACCGCAGUGGAUGGAUGAAGGGGCAUCAGGAGAGACAUGAGCAGCCACUGCCCAAGUACAUCACUGCAUCACUCUUUGCCAAAGCACGAGCUGCAGAAGUCAAUGCCAUGUUGAGGGCUGUAACAAAGACGACAGGUAGCUCCCAUGUAUUUGGAGCUCUGCCAAAGCACAUGCGCCGAAGAGCCAUGAGCCACAACUCCAAAAGACUGCCUUGCCGCCUGAGAGAGAUGGCACAGAGAGUGUUGGAGAAGAGUCAUCAGGCAGGCAAGAAAGAGAAAAAGGAACAGUCAAAGUCCAAAAGUCGGCGUGCCCGCCGCCGCCAUGGCUGCUUGUUGCUGGAGUUUAACCGACGGCAACGUAAAAACAAAUGGUUAGAGACUCAUAUCUGGCAUGCCAAGCGUUUUCACAUGCUGAAGAAAUGGGGCUACUCUCUUGGAGACAGACCCACGUACAAGUGCUACAGAGCCAGCUAUAGGGCUAUGAAUUCUGGCUGUCUGCUGCAGGAUCUCUCAUAUUAUUGUUGCAUGGAGCUAAUUGGUCCAGAGGAACAACUACUGAAUGCGCUCUCCAGGCUUACCAACAAAGAUGCAGGCCCAACAUUUGCAGCAGCAUCGUGUGUGUCAGGGCAGAAGGAAGGGAGAGUUGUGCUUUACAAGGCUGAUCAGUACCCUCACCAGCCCCUGGGCCCUGUGCACUUCCUCUGGAGGCCUUGCUGCACUACAUCACCUCACAGACAGCUGUGGAUCUGGGCACAUCCCUCCCUAAAACAGGAUCUUCUACCAGAAUUGCAGGCAGUGUGCCAGUGUUUUGAGGCAGUGGCUCCAGCUGUUGUGGAAGCAGUCCCUUCAGAGAACCUGGCAGAAGAAAGUCUCGUACCACCUGCACCUUCUGAUGGAAAUUGUGAGCCAAAGUGUACCAAGAGAAAGAGGAAACUGGAAACUGACAAUGAGAAGGACUACCCUGCCAAAAAAAUUGUGGGUGAUGGCACUCGAUCACUUAAUACUCCUGUUAGUUGGAAGUCCUGCAAGACUGAGAUCGUAAUCAGUGAUCUCACCAUGGAAAUAGUUCGGUAUCGUCUAAUUGGUCCACUCUCCCACUCUGUGCUGUCUGAGAUACUUGCACCAGCAACUGAAUGUGAGAAUAAUAACAAAACGACUUCAUCCCCUUUCUGGUGGCCAGAGGAGUGUAAGAAAGAGGAGAACAUGUCCCUACAUCGGCAGCAAACAGAUGUUUUUCAGCAACUGAGGGGUGUAUACGCAACGGCUGAGCUCCCAGCGGGGUGUGUUCUAGGCCUGACUGUAGACGACCCAAGACUGUCUUUGUCUGUGAAAAAGGCAAAAGCUGCACCAGACUUUCAAUGGACCCAAGGUGUUGAUGAGGAACAAAGAAGAAAUUUGAUACUGAGAGGAAUCCCUUCGGUCUGUGCUCAGAGUGCUCUAUGGGACAAGUCUGUCAGAGAGAAUGUUACAAACAACAAGAUUUCAGAAAAGGAUCUGAACAGGAUGAAGAGGGAGUUGUUAGUUCCAGGCUCCAGGUUGCCGACCACUGCACAGAGCCGGGUGCCAAUUCUGCUGGUUAACCAGGCAGGAAAACAGCUGGGAGAGGAGCGGCUUGGAUGGGGAUCGGGUUGGGACUUGCUAUUGCCUAAGGGUUGGGGCAUGGCAUUUUGGAUACCUUUGGUGUACUGUGGUGUACGUGUUGGGGGUCUCCAGAUGAGUUUAAAACACUCCCAGAACAGAAGCAUGCCCCACUUUCCUCAUGAUUACCCAGACUGCCCUGCAGGUGUCCGCUUCCAGGAGCAGCAGGAGAUUGAACUGCUGGAAAAUUUUAAGAGGCAUCCACCUUCCAAACGCACAAACUACAUCAAAUAUGGCUGUGUGGCUCCUUUCCGGUGCAAAUGGCAACAGCUAGUAGAGGAAUGGGAGGAGAAAGUGAAACAAGUUGAAGACAUACAAGACACCAAGACAAUUAGAAUGAAGGAUGUGACAUCACUCUCUGGAGAAAGCCCAAACCCAGCAUCUGCUUUUACUGUACUGAGGAGCCGUAAGGUGCUGAGGCAGCUGUCAGUCUGGUGUCGCCCAUCAUCUUCACAGACCCGGAGAGCACAGAGUGCUUGUUGUGCCCCGCCACUGUGUCCUGCACUUUCCAUGUCUCUGCAGGCUCAGUGGAAGCGGUGUAUUUUGUGGGUGCGUGUCUGUGCUCUUGGUAAGGGGCAGCCAGCACUUCAUGCUAUGCUUUGUAUGCCAACCACUGAAGACCUGCAACGCUUGCGUGAUGACCCCCAGUGGAGUGGCCCCAGUGAACCGCAACACACAGACCACCUAAAGCUCCAGCUGAAGAGGAAGGGCAAGAAAGAUGAAGCUGCUCAGUGCUGUUCUGUCCUGAAGAAAGAACAAGACAGUGGCAUUCCUGAAAAGGAUGACCCUAGUUCAGCUCCCAAGAUGCAAAAAGAACCUGAACUUGUAUCUAUUAAUCAACACUCUGGCCCUUCUGUUAUGCUCAAAGAUUCUCUCCCUGAGCCUAGUGCAUCGGUAACUACAGAUCCUGGCCAUUCCUGUGUUGAAUCUUUUUCCAAACAAACUUUAAUACAUGGAUUGUGGACUGAACGACUGCCUAAUAUAUCAUCUCACUGUACCCGUAUGACAUUAGGUUGGGUGGCUCAGGGUGAUUUCUCUCUGGCAACAGGAACUGGGGAGGCUUUAGGGUUUGUAAGUUUGGUGGGCCUCCUACAAAUACUUCUCAUGCAAUCAGCAGAUCAGCGAGGCAUCGUGCUUCUGCGCAAUCCCACCUCACUCCAGUACCGCUUUGCAAGACUGCAUAUUGAAGCAUGAUGCAUUGCUUAAUCACUUUCACUAUUGCAUAAAUGGAUCAUCAUCAAUGCCUGACGUUUAAUCUAAGCUCUUUUUAUUUAAAUAUAGAUCUGCAUUAAGGCCUUUGGAAUUUCACUUUGCAUCAGGCUACUAUCACUGUAUAAUUGCCAAGUUGUUAAAAGUUUGAGGUUAUUUGCACCUAAAUAGUUAUUUUUUUCUGGUAUUAUCUGGAUUGUGUUAAAACAGCUGAUUUGUUGAGUUUGUUUUCAUAAUAUUUGAUUACUGAGUUAAAGUCUAAUACUGGCAAGAUCAAUAAAAUUGCUGCCAAAAGUGUAAAAAUUAACUUGUACUGAAUUUUAUUUAGGUCUGUAUUUUGAUUUAGGUUUUACCUUGAGACUUUAGCACAUUUGGAAGGUUGGUACACAAAUAUGAGGACUAAAACAAAAUAAUAAUUUGUUAUG
This is a messenger RNA of Hemibagrus wyckioides, 3535 nucleotides long. RefSeq names its product POP1 homolog, ribonuclease P/MRP subunit (gene pop1). The record is from RefSeq and is a predicted model, not a curated record. The transcript is spliced from 16 exons. The coding region runs from base 129 to 3095 and encodes 988 amino acids. Gene Ontology annotation, cellular component: ribonuclease MRP complex; nucleolar ribonuclease P complex. Gene Ontology annotation, biological process: tRNA 5'-leader removal. NCBI's taxonomy places the organism in Eukaryota, Metazoa, Chordata, Actinopteri, Siluriformes, Bagridae.